This is a messenger RNA of Cladophialophora psammophila CBS 110553, 1485 nucleotides long. RefSeq lists its product as uncharacterized. The transcript is spliced from 3 exons. Lineage: Eukaryota; Fungi; Ascomycota; Eurotiomycetes; Chaetothyriales; Herpotrichiellaceae. The record is from RefSeq and is a predicted model, not a curated record. Bases 1 to 1485 code for a protein of 494 amino acids.
AUGCUUUCCAUCCUCCAAGUCACAGCCAUCAUCUUGCUGGUCCAGAAUGUGGCGGUCGACAUUCUCGGUACCGCCGCGUAUCGAGCACCGCAGACGCAGAUCGUGUCAUGGCAGACGCCUCUCAACCUCUUUGUCUGCUACCGCCAGAUACAGACCUCGCUUGCCAUCAUGGUGCUGUUAGCCACCUUCGUCUCAGGCUAUGCAGAUUACGUGAGUGUCUUGAUGCUGAUGGGGGCGAUGCUCUUGUGUGAAGCAUCCGCCGAGCUCAUUUACCUAUACUCCUUGCUUCGACACCACUUCUUCCAUCGGGAGACGGCGAUUUGUUGGUUCUUCACUUUGGUGUGGGCUCUUCCCUUUGGCAUAGCUGCGCCCUUGUCCCAGAGAUUUCAGUUGACGCCCUUUUGCCUCUGCUCCGUCGUGUCCCAGAUUCUACAGGUUAUCAUCUGGAGAUACCUCCACAAGCACGUCUUCAAUGCCAGAUACCCUCUCCUCAAGAGCACCGAGCUCGGUCGGUACCACUGCCUGUGGGGACAGGGGAGGGCUUUCUUUUUCCUCGCCCUGUCCAUCGCAUUGGCGGUGCUGUCGGCCUUGUCAUCGCACCAUCAGCCGCUAUAUGCCAUUGUCUGCGGGAACCUCAUCAUCCUCGCCCCGACCCCUAAAACAUUUGUGAGAUACAAUCGCUCCAGGCGGCAGACCAAGUUCAACGUGGAACAACAACUUGAGGACGGCACAAAUCCAAAAAAGGUCGCCGUGGGCGGCUCCUCGAUUGAGGAAGUCGUUGCGCACUCAAAGCGGCAGGCACAGAGGUUGUCCACAUGCACCGUCUUGACAACGAUGGUACAAAAGGACGGGCACAUGUUCCACUACAGCCAUGAGGAGCAGCGCUACCUCUAUCUCUUGCAAGACCCCGGAGAAUUACGCAAACUUCAAGACCUCCGCCACCGCACGCCAUGGCCUGUCACCUGUCCAUCGGAGCAGUGCACUGCCGACGAGUUCAUGCAACUUGCCCAAAGCUGGCCUCUGGAGCAUCCCUAUAUGCGCGGCACACCGUCUCUCUACGACAUCUUCCGCGACAUCUUCAACGCCGAAUUGCGCGGGAACAUCACCGACUUCCAACACAAGGUUGCGUGUGACAAAUGCCUGGACCGCAAGUGCUUUGCACAGUAUCGUCUCAUGUUCCUGCUGUUGCUCAACGAGGUCGGAUCAAAGAUGCGCGUUCGCCUCGAUGAGCGCGGCGACAUCUCGACGCACGGGACAACCAUCAGCGACCUUUGGCUCACCGGUGUUCGACUCGAGUCGUCGUCAACGGUUCGUGUUGCGUUCAACACCGACGUCAAUCAAAAAACGGUCGACGUUGGAUUGCAUGACCUUUGGAAGUUGAAUUCAUUCGGCAUAUACCUGACCGUGCCCCCCAUUGUUGCCGACAUUCUCCCCUUAUGGGACGAAUACCCUGCUGGCGUCAACAGGAGCGGGACGUGGAUUUAG